GACCUGGAGAACAAACACAUUCCGGUCCCAGUUCUUCAGAGGAAUGUCUAAUUAAUUGCCAUACUUGCAUACGCUCUUUUGACACGGGUACUAUUUUGCUGAUACGGCAUGUGGAAUAAGGUGGUAUUGAAGAAUAUGUUAGAUUAUGCUAGGAGGGAGAGGCGUGGUGAUUGUCUGGAUGACGUCACUGUGUGACACAAUGCUACUUAAUGACGUCAUCAAUGAUCUCAUCCUUUUCGAACCACAUAACGUAAAUGUCAUAAAAAUAUGAGGAAGUUUGUACCAACUCCGUCAGCCGGUUCUCUCAAUCCAUAACCGCUCCAUACUUCCCUUAAAACAUCCUACGUUUCAUCCUCACCUAGAUCGAACUCACACAUAUCUCGAAAUCCUACAACCUUAUCCCCAGGCCUUAACAUUUCCCCAAACACAAAUCUGAUAGUUAAUUCCAACUACUUUGACUCAUAUAUUCAACCCAAACAUUAAAACAACACAUAAAACUAUUCCUAAUCCCAGUCUAUUCCUACCCCGAAACCAUACCCAAGUCCCACGAAACAGAGUGUUCUCGCCCAUCACGUGCACGUUAUGCCCAUCACGUUAUGGCACUGACCAAGGACCAUGGGAGAUUCGACCUCACGGAAGCGGAUCAUAAUCUUCAAAAUUGAUUUUAUCUUUAACGAAAUGUUUUUAUUGACCCAGGUCAUUUGCUGUGUAAUUUAAUCUAAAUGUGUAACACGAACUACGGUUAUCUCGAACUAAAAUUAAAUGGCCCCUUCCAAUUCGUUAUAGACGUACUUUAUUGUAUAUCAUAUAUAAACACUUAUUCGUUAUAAUUAAACUGGGAAGAUGACAUAAACCUACUCCUCCCAAAACAAUCCAAACGUCAACCCCCAACCGCCACUUCAUUUAUCUUGGGAAGAAAUCUUUGUAAUAUAUAGUCAAGAUGUUGGGCGACGGAGACGCUAUUUCUAGGCUAAAACCCACAUACACACGAAGAAGGUAAACUACAGUUCGUGAUCCCCUGCUCUCUACCUGCGAAGGUGUAUCAACGUAACGGAGAACUCUUGCGAAAGACAGUCCUCUUCGUAGUUUCAUUUUGGUCAACCGUGGGUGGCGAGAAGCUGCCCGUGAAACAACCGUUGAGUUAUUAAUUGACAAAGCCGUCUCUCCGCCAGCUGUUUCCAAGCGCCUCAGUUCAGCAACCACAACAGGGAUACUACAAAUCGAUGUCGGAUUCCUAACUCAAUCAGCCUGCCACACCGCCCAUGUGGGGACGGGACGGACAUUUGACCAGCAUGGUCAUUCAACUGGACAUUACCACUCCGCCACAGCCGCAACGUGAACGUCUCCAACAUCCCUCAAGGAGUAUUUGCGACAACAUAUUGUAGUCCUCAGUUGAAGCCGAGGACAGCUCGUAGACAGUCUAACCUACUUUCUGUUUACACUCAUCAGCUGUGUGUAAAUGUUCCACUUCGUCAUCUCCUCGUCACCCCGUCGGAUUCCAAAUCUACCUGUCCAGGCUUCGCACCCGCUCACGCCAGAUCAAUCGCUUGAGGCAUCCAGACAAAACUCGCCUAAGUAACUAUAGAACGCAUGAAGCGACGGAGAGGAAGGUAAGGCCAGCGCUCCACCAGUACAGUAGUAAGCUCAGCGCAACACAAAAGGAGCUGGAUUCCCUGUCGUGUUUGUCUGAGACUGGAUCAAGACGUUUUAUGUAAAGCGCUACCUCCUCGCUUGAAUAGCCAUAAAUUACAAGCUCUACCCAUCCUGUGGACGCCAUGCAGGUUGUGUACAGUGGCGGAUCAUCGACACCCACCCCCUCCCCAAGGCUGCAGAGGAAAGCUUACCAGGGGGGCUACGGACGACCUGUACUACCGGGGUAUAUUGUGGCCCCUCCGUCUGUUAUGGUUCACAGGUCAAAGGAGAAAUUAACCGAGGGAGAUACCAGUCUUAGAGACUCAAUUCCUGCCAUGUCGAAGCCAGUCGCUGUUUUCUGUUUAGUGCUGAAUAUCUUCAUUCCUGGAAUGGGGACGUUCAUUUCUGGUGUUAGCGUGUUAUGCUGUUCCGAAGUUCGGCCUAAAGGCGCCAGUCGACGUAACGUGGUGUGGGUGAACGCCGGUGUUGCUCUACUACAGUUUCUUACGACGUUCUUGUUCCUGCUGGGAUGGAUAUGGAGCAUUACGUGGGGGGCAGCAUUCCUGACAAUUGCAAAAGAAUACGGUAAAUCAAAAGAAGUGCAACACACUCACACAAUAAAAAUUUCUCCAAAGCACGAAAGAAGCUAUCAGGAAGCCUCGACAAGCCGGGACACCUUAACACCUAGUAGCAACGGAAUCGUGAAACAUGAGGACGAAAUGUUUUUAAGCCCCAGCGCAGCCAGCCAUCCGCAGCCAAUGAUUACACUUCAACAACCCCCUAUCUUGAACCAUUCCGUGGAGAAAGUCUCCCCCUCGCGACCAUUAAUGAACGCCCGAACAAGACAUCAAAAAAUUCUUCAACGGCAGAUGUCUGAAAAUCAGUUGUCUCCCUUUACUUUGACCAAUGAGAAACUGGAGGCAAUAGUGAUUCAUGACAUUGUUCCGAGGCCAACGCGGGCUGCUGCUGUACAGCGGACGGAGACAGUCGAAAGUGUUGAAUCAAUCUCUGAUUCCGAAGAUCCCGCAGGAAAAUCGUGACGAGGAAUAGAUGUGGAACACAGACAUUCUCCAUUGUGGUACCUCCCUGCUCACGGUUUUGAUACAUAAAUAAACAUUAUUUACAUGGCCUUCACUCACAACAUUACCAGAGAGUUUUGGUCUGUUUUUUCACAUAUUGUUCAAUUGUAUCUUGAUAUAUGCCUAUGUUUGUACGAUGAUAUAUAUAUUUUCGUUACCCUAAGAAAUCUAGAUGGUGAAUUGUAGGGACAAACUGAAGUCAUUUCUAAUGAAUCCUUUGGGUUCGCUGCUUACAUGGGACGAUCGUUGCUUCAACAAGGCAACCACAGAUUCAGUGAAGAAGAAGACGAACUUUGUUGACCAUGGUGACUGUUAUUUUAUUAUUCAAAAUUGACUAAAAUUUUAAUGACUGACAAAAUAACAAUGGUGCAAUGCGUUCACUAAAUAGUAUUACUCGACCAUCAGCAUUGCUUGAACGAUGUAAGGUUAUGACACAUAUUUCUGGGCCGGGGCGGUAGGGUAGCCUAGUUGUUAAAGCGUUCGCUCCCCACGCCGAAAUCCCGGGUUCGAUUCCUCAAAUGGGUACAAUGGGUGAAGCUCAUUUCAGGUGUUCUCCACCGUGAUAUUGCUGGAAUAUAGCUAAAAGCGGCGUAAGAGUACACUCACUCAUUCACUCACUAUUCCUGGGCCAUGAUUGAAGUACCAAAAUUGAUUGAAGUACUAAAACCCUUCUCAUUGUUUACCUGCGCCAGCGGUGCUCGCUCUCUGCUGAUGGGGCAAGACAAUUUCACUGUUUCGCGAACUCAUUACAGCACUGUAACGUCACAAUAUUUUGUGAAUGUACGUUCUAUAAUUCCCCGCUUCCAUUUUAUGUGAUUCUUUGUCUAUUGUUAAUACCGGGCGGUUGAGUAGCCUAGUGGUUGAAGCGUUCGCGCGUCCCGUCGAAGCCCCGGUUCGAUUUCUCACACGAUACAACGUGUGAAGCCCAGUUCUCGCUUUCCAUGUCGUGAUAAUGCUGGAAUAAUGCUAAAUGCGGCGGAAACCCUCACUCACCCACUGUACCCUCAGCCAUGGCGUGUCUAUGACAGUUUUUAAAGCACGACGUCGGGUACUCGGUCAAAAUUACCGUGAACGAUGCUUCUACCUGCAUCUAUAUCGUUUUGGUACCAAUAAAACCGUUCGAAAAUGUUAAUUAUCAGGUACAUCAAAUACUUACAUGAUAAAAAGGAUAUUAUUAUAAUGUUAUUACUGUGUCACUUAGAUAUUAUGGGUAUGCUGUCGUACUUCAUUCACCAUGUCAUGGCAGAUUUUGGGUUCGUGUACUCCCGGGCUAAAGCAAGUACAUGGAUUUGACUGUAAUAUUCAGGCGCGUAGUAAGCCAUUUUUUUCAUGUAAGCCCGAUUGGUUGCAAAGCUUUAUAUUUAAUUAGUAUUGAGGGCUUGCCCAACUUUCAUAGUAAAACUCAUGUGUAAGCCCGGGCUUUUUUUAUAAUGGUAGCUACGUCCCUGAUAUUGCAAACGUUAUCAAAACUUAAUCGACAUAACCUUUUCCUAUUCGUAUUUAGCCACCAUCAAACAAUUUGCUGGCUCAGCAAGUUUAUGUUAUAUACUCUUCAAAGAAAGUAGGGGAACUUCAUUUUUAAUCUACGAUUGAAAACAAUUGGGAGAUAUAUCGAAGUCAAUCAAAGUUGAUAUGAUGCUGCGAGUGUAUCACCACUUACACUUCCUUAUGAUCAUAAUUGUUUGUAUAGUAAUCGCUCUUGAAAGAUGAAUGGUGUAUGAAAUUUGCAUGUGUACGAUUUUCAUUUUCAAAC
Molecule: messenger RNA, 4464 nt
Organism: Haliotis rubra (blacklip abalone)
Lineage: Eukaryota; Metazoa; Mollusca; Gastropoda; Lepetellida; Haliotidae
Source: RefSeq, a predicted model, not a curated record